Amphimedon queenslandica is the source of this 596-nucleotide messenger RNA. Its product is annotated as interferon alpha-inducible protein 6-like. Lineage: Eukaryota; Metazoa; Porifera; Demospongiae; Haplosclerida; Niphatidae. The coding region runs from base 18 to 473 and encodes 151 amino acids. The transcript has a single exon. The record is from RefSeq and is a predicted model, not a curated record. Gene Ontology annotation, cellular component: membrane.
UCAGACUUGGCUCAACUAUGUUGUUCUCAAAGAAAUGCUGUGCUUUAUUUCUGUCUUGUCUAAUACUGUCAGUGCAGGCAAGAACUGACUGUCGUGAUGGGAAAUGUAAACCUGGUAAUGAUGACCUGUUUUAUAGCGUCAUUGGACGUGCCGCUGUUGGAGGAGCAGCAGCAGCGGUAGCAGCUCCAUUAGUAGCUGGUGCCUUAGGGUUCGGUGCUGGUGGUAUAGUUGCUGGUCCUGUUGGUGCCUCUGUGAUGUCAGGAAUGGCUCCAACAGCAGCAGGUGGUGUAGUAGCUACAUUGCAGUCAAUAGGAGCUGCUGGACUAGCAGUACGCUGGGUGAAUGAGAUCUUAAGCCCACUUGUGAGCAAUACCUAUGCUGUGAACAAAUCUACCUUAGAUGAUCCAAGUGCUAUUGGAAGAGGUUUUGUUAUCUUAAUGGAGCCACUGCCACAAAUUGACAAUAACUUUUGACUCAAACAAUAAGAGUAAAAGGUAUUUUACUUUUUAAGAACAGUAGUUUGGUUUAGUUUACAGUACAUGAUUGAUCAUCAUACAUGUUUUUUGAUUUGCUUUUAACUUCAGCUAAACGUAAAA